AUGACGACUGUGUACACCAAAAAACUCAUUUGGAAGGAAAACCCUAUGAGUAUAAUCAAAGUUAUAAAGCCUUUGCAUGUCCCACUUAUCUUCAAAUAUAUAAUAGACGUCAUACUGGAGAGAAACCCUAUGAAUGCAAUCAGUGUGGUAACCUUUGCGCAUAAAAGUCAUCUUCUUACUCAUCUAAGAAGUCAUACUGGAGAGAAACCCUAUGGCUGUAAUCAAUGUGGUAAAGCCUUUUCACUGAAGAAGAAUCUUCUCUGUCAUCAAAGAAGUCAUACUGGAGAGAAACCCUAUGUAUGUAAUCAAUGUGGUAAAGCUUUUGCAGAGAAGUAUAAGCUUCUCAGUCAUGAAAGAAUUCAUACUGGAGAGAAACCCUAUGCAUGUAAUCAAUGUGGCAAAGCCUUUGCAAGGAAGAGUAAUCUUCUUAGUCAUGAAAGAAUUCAUACUGGAGAGAAACCCUAUGCAUGUAAUCAAUGUGGCAAAGCCUUUGCAAGGAAGAGUAAUCUUCUUAGUCAUGAAAGAAUUCAUACUGGAGAGAAACCUUAUGAAUGUAAUCAAUGUGGUAAAGCGUUUGCACAGAAGAGUCAUCUUCUCAGUCAUGAAAGAAAUCAUAGUGGAGAGAAACCCUAUGAAUGUAAUGAAUGUGGUAAAGCCUUUGCACAGAAGAGUAAUCUUCACAGUCAUGAAAGAAGUCAUAGUGGCGAGAAACCCUAUGGAUGUAAUCAAUGUGGUAAAACCUUUGCACAGAAGAGUAGUCUUCAAAGUCAUGAAAGAAUUCAUACUGGAGAGAAACCCUAUGCAUGUAAUCAAUGUGGUAAAGCCUUUGUUCAGAAGAGUAGUCUUCAUAGGCAUGAAAUAAUUCAUACUGAUAAGAAACCCUAUGAAUGUAAUCAGUGUGGUAAAGCCUUUGCAGCAAAGAAGAAUCUUCUUGGUCAUGAAAGAAAUCAUACUGGAGAGAGGCCUUAUGAAUGCAAUCAGUGUGCUAAAUCCUUUGCACUGAAGAAGUAUCUUCUCAGCCAUGAAAGAAUUCAUACUGGAGAGAAACCUUAUGCAUGUAAUCAAUGUGAUAAAGCCUUUGCAACAAAGAGUCAUCUUCUUAGUCACAAACGAAUUCAUACUAGACAGUACCAUAUGGAUGUAAUCAAUGUAGUAAUUUCAGAAGUGAGCUGCCAUGUGGGUGCUGGAAACUGAACUGUGUUUUCUACUCUUGCUGGAGUCCAGGUUCAUAGGGGUUCAGGUCCCAAAGAGGAAAUCAGGUGUCAGCAAAGGAAGGAGCCUGCCAUAUCUGAGAGUGAAUCCGGGACAGCUGCUGCUUUGUUGAAAAAGACCACCUUUUAUACUCUAUAAAUGAACAUUAGUGUUGCUGGAGUUUUUCUUUCUAGCUGGUCCUACCGCCCUUUCAGUCCCAACAAAGCAUACAGAUGCUAUAUUAGUUACAAAACUGUUGGCCAGUAUCUAGGGCUUCUUAUUGGCUAGCUCUGUCUUAAUUAUUAACCAUAACUACUGUUCUAUGUAUUUCUACAUGGCUUUAUCUUACCAGAGAAUGCCUGGCACGUCCUAUCCUCCCUGUCUCUACAUGUUGUCUCUUCAUGGUCUUUCUAUGCCUAUUUUUCCCAGAAUUUUUGUCUCCUAGUCUCGCUUAUCUUCCUGCCUCUAUUGGCCAAACAGUGUUUUAUUUAUCAACCAAUAAGAGAAACAUAUAUACAGAAGGAUAUCCUCCAUCUCAUUAGUUUAGACUCAAGCAAGACUGAAAGCAGACUUAAUGAUUCCAGGAUGAAAACAGCUGUCAAACUCAUCACAUUUUCCUGAGGCAAAAAGUGAUAAAUUUAGCAAGUAUCUAAAUGCCUCUCUGGAUGUAAGCCCAUUGUUUCCUUUCAUAGUGUGCUUUCCUCCUUGAGAUUAGGUGUGUCCAGUUAGUAAAUCUUUAAGAUCUUUAUCCUUGGUGCAAUCAAGAGGACACAAUGGGGAUUCUUGGGUGGGAGUAGGCAUGGCUAUCACACUAUGUGUUUCUGUGGUGGUAGACUUUUUUCCCCCAAGAAUUUUAAUUAAAGCGACUGCCAUUGUUUAUAUCCCCAUCCUCCACUGAAGCUUGCAAAGAAUUUCCCACAGGAAAAUGCUUAAGGAAACUUUAUAACAUAUAGUGUGUGGUAAGUAUUGGAUCCCCAGUUAUUUGGUAUCUUUUACUGAUACUAUAAGCCCAAUUAAACCAAAUUAGUAAGACCAGAUUUAAUAGCAAAGCAGAACAGAGAACUCCCCCGGUGACUCUCAGGCAGGAGAGAAAUCAUGGCAGGUCUGACACCAGGUCUUAAAUACCCUGUAGGCAUGGUCUUGAGCAACUCCAAGGGAGGAGCUGACCCUUGGUGGGCUUUCUUAGGGCUUUCCAGACUCUCUGGGUAUGUGGGUGCUGGGUUAAGUCUGGCUACUUCUUGCAUGCCUGGGACAAUGUGGGGAGGUGAGUGUGCAUGGGCUCAUGCUCAGUGGGAAGUAUGGGUCAAGAAGCUUUGGUUAACUUCCACUCUGGAGACCUCAGGCACCUGUUACUUGCAGCAGAAAAGGCAGGUUGCUAGGAUUGAAAAAUCGAUUAUUAAUACUGGUCCUAUGAAUGGGGCUAGCCACGGGAAGAGGGAAGACUUCCAGGAAUGAUGGAACAGAGAAAUGGCCUGGUUAUAUGAAAGAGACAUGGGUAGAUGAACAGUACAGGAGAGCAGAUAUGCCCUUCAUUGGGACAUUUGGAAAGCCAGGUCCCAGUUUCUGGAUAGGUACCCUCUUGAGCCUGGAGAGGUGGUACCAGCAUUGAAAUCCCAGGAGCCUGGGGAGAUGGCACACCAAAUUGAGGGAUGACAUGUUCUUCAGGAACACCUGAGCCAUCACAUCUGCUGUUUCUCUGGAAGUAGGAAAUGCCUCCAUCUAUCCUAUAAAAGUGUCAACAAGUUAGGAGAUAAUGGAGUUUUUUAGGAGUGGACAUGUGGGUUAAGUUAACCUGCCAGUUCUUACCUGGUUGGUAUUCUUGAAGAUGGUGCAAGGGCCCCUGCGGGUUGGGCUUGACACUUUUCUCAGGAACUUGCAGGUAUUGGAGAGAGAGAUAGGGCUGAGGAUGCUGGAGAAUUAAGAUCUGCAAUGCCGAAAUGCUGGAACUUUAUCAUACAGCAAUGGUUGCCAUACAAUCUAUGCCAAGUACUAAACUGCUAAACCAUCUCUUACCACUUUUUCCUUUAAGAUUUAAUUAGUUAUUAUUGUCUUUGUGCACAUGCAUAGUAUAGUUUGAAAUCAGAUGACAACCUGUGGAAGGAACCCAGUUCUCCCUUUCUAUCAUUUGGGUCCUAAGAACAAAAUCACAUCCAUCAGUCUUGGCUGUAAGAACCUUUACCUGCUGAGCCAUGCCAUAAUGUCCACUGAGCCCUGAUAAUUUUUGUUAAUCAUUGUUUUGGGGCUUUAUUUUUAAAAUAGGCUCAUGAAAUGUAGGCUGAUCUUAAACUCAUGACCUUUCUGCUUCCUCCUCCUACUGGGGUGACAUGUUUCACUACCAUGCUGUUUCUGCUGAGGCCUUGUGUAUGCUUGAGCAAGCAUUCUAUUCAAUGAGGGCCAUCUGAUAUGAGAACAUUCAUGUAGCUGAGUUGUUCAUAAGCAGGUCCACACUGAGCCCCUGUCCCAAAAAGAAACAAAAAUUGCAAACAAAUGAAAGCUUCUGUUAAAAGAAAUUGUAUGUGUGUUUUGAUAUAGAGUCUGUCUCAGUUGCCUAGGCUGGCCUAGAACUCAUACUGUAGCCCUUGAAUUCUGCCCCUUGACUUUAGUCGCCUAAGUACCUGGAGAACAGGGCUGGACUACUGAGUGGGCAAGGCAGAGCACAGAGAGGCUUAAUUAUGUGUCUGGGGACACACCACUAAUUGCCAGAGGUGUAUGACAGGAUCAGAAUGUUCUUAGGGUCAGUUUGGAAUCCAGAACCUUCCUUGAGGUGGAAUACCUUAGUUUAGUGUGGAAGGAUGGGAAGAAGGCCUGGACCUAAUCUUUUUUUGGGGUCUAAAUGUCCAAGGAGUCUUAUGUGGGCUAAGGCCACAAAUGCAGUGUAAGGCAUAUACACUAUUGAGGCCCACCUGGUCUUGACUCUGCUAAAGCUUCACUGGCCUCAUAGAGGGCAAGUGGACAUGCCAGGGCCAAAGCUGUGCCUAGGAGUUCCUGGACAAGGACAAGGAGAAUGAUAAAAAGGAGCUUUCCCUUAUUGUUGAGGCACACUAAGCUGUGAUUACAAAAUAAUUGAAGAAUCUCUCACUUCUCAUGUGAGAAACUGAGGCACAGAGCAAGAGAUUCUUGGUUAGAGCAGUUCUGGGUAUUGAUGCUCCAACUGGUUAUUGAAACCAUGGUAAGAAAUCUGGUACACAUACAUCCCUCUUAAUAGGCACAGGGAAGUGAAGCCACUUUCACAAAGUCACAAAGCAGUAAAAUGGUUCAUAAGCCAGGAUUUGAACCCAAGUUUCCCAUGUGUAUGUACCCUAAUAAAGCUUUUAAGAUUGCA
This is a messenger RNA of Cricetulus griseus (Chinese hamster), 4513 nucleotides long. The record is from RefSeq and is a predicted model, not a curated record. Lineage: Eukaryota; Metazoa; Chordata; Mammalia; Rodentia; Cricetidae.